AUGGGACAAAAAUUAUCCUCCAACUUAAAAGCUUCGUCUGAUAUCAAACUACUUAUGUUUGGUAGUAAUACAAGUGGAAAGUUAUCUUUUAUUAAACAAACACAACUUAUAUAUCAAGGUGGUAGAUCUGGAGAUGAUGCACAGAAAAUCAAAACUAUGAUGAGAUUUUCGCUUUGUAUAGUAAUUAAGGAAAUCAUUAGAUUUAUUCAUUCCACCUCUCAAGAGUCUAUCAAAAAGUCAUGGUUAAAAUUCAAAAGAAUGGAUAUCGACUCUGAUAUAGAUAUUAAAUUGGCCAAAAGUUUAUUCAAGAAUCUAAUGGACUUGUGGAUUGAUACUGAUUUCCAAAACCAAUUCUUACCAAUUACAAAAUUUAAAAAAGAAGAUACUAUUUAUUUAAUUGAAAAUGCUAAACGAAUUAUAAGUGAAGACUUCAUUCCAAACGAAACCGAUAUUUCAAAGUUUAGAAUGAAAUGCACUGGAACAUCCGAUACUAGACUGGAGGUUGAAGAUUGUAGCUACACUUUUGUUGACGUUGGUGGUCAAAAAUGUGACAGAAAGAAAUGGAUCCAUCAUUUCGAAGAUGUUGGUGCCAUUUUAUUCUUUGUAUCCUUUGACGAAUACGAUCAACCAGCCGAAAAUCCUAAAUAUGAAAAUAGAAUGAAGGAAAGUUUAAGUUUAUUCGAAGAGAAUAUUGUAAAAUGUGUAAAAAGUAAUGAUUUUGAUCAAAGUAACUCUUAA
Molecule: messenger RNA, 738 nt
Organism: Heterostelium album PN500
Lineage: Eukaryota; Evosea; Eumycetozoa; Acytosteliales; Acytosteliaceae
Gene: gpaK
Product: guanine nucleotide-binding protein subunit alpha
Exons: 5
Coding region: 1-738 (245 amino acids)
Biological process (GO): adenylate cyclase-modulating G protein-coupled receptor signaling pathway
Cellular component (GO): heterotrimeric G-protein complex
Molecular function (GO): G protein-coupled receptor binding; guanyl nucleotide binding; GTPase activity
Source: RefSeq, a predicted model, not a curated record